This is a messenger RNA of Micromonas pusilla CCMP1545, 603 nucleotides long. RefSeq names its product glutathione peroxidase (gene GPX4). The record is from RefSeq and is a predicted model, not a curated record. The transcript has a single exon. Gene Ontology annotation, biological process: response to oxidative stress. Lineage: Eukaryota; Viridiplantae; Chlorophyta; Mamiellophyceae; Mamiellales; Mamiellaceae. Gene Ontology annotation, molecular function: glutathione peroxidase activity.
AUGAACUUCGCGUAUUCGCUCGUGACGAGGACGAAGAAGAGCGACAAGGCGUCGCUCCACGAGUUCCGCGACGUGCGCGACGUCGACGGCGAGAGCUUCGAUUUCUCCACCCUACGAGGUCGCGUCGUCCUCGUCGCGAACGUCGCGUCGAAGUGAGGCAAGACGUCGUGCCACUACAGCGGCUUCAACGAGCUCAUGCAGACGCACGGCGCGGACGCGUUCGCGAUCGUCGCGUUCCCGUGCGUCCAGUUCCUGUAUCAGGAGUCGUCGUCCAACGCGAAGGUCAAGGCGUUCGCGGAGCGACGAGGGUUCAAAGGGAAGGGGCGCGUGCUGAUGGACCGAGUGAAAGUCAACGGCUGGGGCACGAGCCCGGUGUGGGACUACCUGAAGACCGGGACGAAGACCGGGACGAUCAUGUGGAACUUCACGAAGUUUCUGUGCGACGUCGACGGCAGAGUCGUCGCGAGGUUCGGCCCGGACGUGCAUCCGACGGCGCUGUCCGCGAGGAUCGGCGCUCUCGUCGCCGCCGCGAAAGCCGCCGAGGUGCGUUCUAUACACUGGUCCCCAUACGACCGCGUCGGCGUGGUGAACGCCGUUCCUUAA